Molecule: messenger RNA, 1464 nt
Organism: Nicotiana tabacum (common tobacco)
Lineage: Eukaryota; Viridiplantae; Streptophyta; Magnoliopsida; Solanales; Solanaceae
Source: RefSeq, a predicted model, not a curated record
AUGGAAUUGGCUAUUACAAAUGAGAACACAAGUGCAGGUUCGUAUGGGACAAUACAGUUACUUGAUAUGCCAGCCUCUCCCGUCAUAGAGGAAUAUCAAAGUGAAAUAAUAACUGAAGAAAACUGUAAUUGGCACUUCAAGGCAACAUCAAUUAAUGAUUCUGCAAUGUUCAAGAUCAGGAGUUUCAACCGACAACACACAUGCACCUUAAUGGACGAUACAUUCAUACAUCGCAAACGUAUUGCAGUUGUAGUUGGUAGCAUAGUCAUGCCAAAGUAUUGUGAUCCUAAAACAGUUUACACACCAAAAGAUAUACAAACUAACAUGUUGUCCCAACAUGGAGUGAACCUAAGCUACAUGCAAGCAUGGAGGGCAAAGGAAAAGGCUUUACAGUUAUUGAGAGGUCAUCCGGCUGACUCCUACAACAAAUUACCAAAAUGUUUUUAUAUUCUUGAGAAGACGUAUCUUGGUUCAGUUGUUAAAUUGAAGAAGACAACAGAUGAAUGCGUCUUAUAUGCAUUUGUUGCUCUUUUUACAUCAAUAAGUGGUUGGGAAUAUUGUAGACCAGUAGUAGUGGUUGAUGGGACAUUCUUGAAAACAGCCUACAGGGGGAUUAUGCUGACAGCAAGCACAAUGGAUGCAGCAGGUACAAUAUUGCCUUUGGCAUAUGCUGUGGUUGAUUCAGAAAACGACGCAUCGUGGAAGUGUUUUUUUGAGCAAUUAAAGCAAGCAUAUGGUGAAAGAACUUCAAUAUGUGUUGUUUCAGAUAGGAAUGAGAGUAUCCUGAAGGCAACAUCAAUUGUCUAUCCGGGCUUGCCACACUACUCUUGCGUGUGGCAUAUUUGGACAAAUAUAAGGGCAAAGUUCAAGAAGGGUCAUCUACAAUUAAAUGAAUUGUACUUUGCUACAGCAGGGUCAUACACUCUGGAUGAAUUUAAUGAAAGAAUUUCGAAGAUUGAAGAAAUAGACCCGUGUGUUAAAUCAUACCUCUAUGAUAUUGGCUAUCAUAGAUGGUCAAGAGUACAUGCAACGGUGAAUAGAACUUGGACUAUGACAUCAAACAUUGCCAAGUCGUUGAAUGCUGUAACAAAAGAGGCAAGAGAGCUGCUAACAUUUGACCUAUUAGAGUAUAUGAGGAAACUUCUUGAACGUUGGACAAAAGAGAAGUUAUUGAAGGCAAAGGAUCAUAUGCAUACUGUGAUAGAUGGUGUGAAGCGGUACAUUGUGUGUCUUGAAAGCAAGAAAUGUAGUUGUGGCCAGUUCCAACUUGAUGAACUUCCAUGUCCGCAUACUUUGGUAGGUCUAAGGCACAAGAAUGAAACUUAUGAAAACUUUUGCUCUCCGUAUUACACAAGGGAGAGCCUGCUGCGUACAUAUGAAAUACCAGUAAAUCCCCUUCCUGAGGAAAGCAAAUGGAAUGUGUCACAACAUAUAUCUGAUGAAGUAGUAAAUCCACCUAUAUGA